AUGAACAAUUGUAUCAUUAAGUUUUCUUUGUCUCUUCUUGUAAUCUUACAUAUUUUUCUUUCCCUGCUACUUUGGUAUUUUAACCAUGCCUCAGCUGCUGAAUUAACAUUCAAUAUUAUUACUCUCGGAGCUAAGCCUGAUGAAAAGACCGAUGCCUCGCCUGUCCUUCAAACGGCAUGGGCUAAGGCCUGUGACUCAUCUGAACCAGCCACUAUUUAUGUUCCCGAGGGUAUAUUCUUCGUUCGAAGUGUGAGAUUUAAUGGGCCUUGUAAGAACAAUGCUAUUACUGUUCUCAUUGAUGGAACUCUUGUGGCUUCCUCGGACAUUCACGUUUUAGCUAAUUCUAGUUCUUGGAUUUUGUUUAAUCACAUAAAUGGGCUUUCCAUUACUGGCGGUAUUAUUGAUGGGCAAGGAACUCCCUUAUGGAAUUGUAAACACUCAGGGAAGAGUUGCCCCAUUGGAGCCCGGAGUCUUCAAAUAAAUGAUGGAAAGAAUGUGAACAUCAAUGGAUUAUCUUCAAUUAACAGCCAAUUGUUCGGCAUUGGAAUGAAUCGAUGCCAAAACGUGCAUAUGACAAGAGUGAAUGUCUUGGCUGCAGGCGAUAGUCCAAACACUGAUGGCAUCCACGUGCAACAAUCAUCAGAUGUGACCAUCCUCAACUCGAACAUUGGAAAUGGUGACGACUGCAUCUCCAUCGGUCCAGGGACAUCCAACAUGUGGAUCGAAACUAUUACAUGUGGGCCUGGACAUGGAAUCAGCAUUGGGAGCUUAGGGAUAGGGGCUGAGGAGGAUGGAGUGCAUAACGUUACCGUGAAAUCAUCUACAUUCACGGGGACCCAGAAUGGAGUAAGGAUUAAGUCUUGGGGAAGACCAAGCAAUGGAUUCGCUACAAACGUUCAUUUUCAACACAUUACUAUGGAUAACGUGAAAAACCCAAUCAUAAUUGAUCAAAAUUAUUGUCCACAUCUCAAAGACUGUCCUGGUCAGGUAUACUUCCUCAUUAAUCUCAUAGAUGUUAAUUUUUUUCUAAUUAUAUUUUAUCUUAAAUUUAAUUGUAGUCCAACAAAUCAUUGCACUGGAUUAAGCUUGAUAGACAUAAACCUAACUUACGAGAAUCACAUCGCUAAAGCUUCAUGUAAAAAUGCUGAAGGAACUACCUCUGGUGUGGUUGAACCUUCUGGUUGUUUAGCAUCGGCAAACUUUUAUCCAUAUAAUAUAGACCCUUUAGGUUAUUCUUAA
This is a messenger RNA of Cucurbita moschata (crookneck pumpkin), 1239 nucleotides long. RefSeq names its product polygalacturonase-like. The record is from RefSeq and is a predicted model, not a curated record. Gene Ontology annotation, biological process: carbohydrate metabolic process. The transcript has 4 exons. Lineage: Eukaryota; Viridiplantae; Streptophyta; Magnoliopsida; Cucurbitales; Cucurbitaceae. Gene Ontology annotation, molecular function: polygalacturonase activity. Bases 1 to 1239 code for a protein of 412 amino acids.